AUGUCUUCCUCCAACAACCCCGAACCGCAGUCAACCACCUCCUCCUACGUGGAGCAGGCGUCCAACGCCAUCAAAAACACCAUCAGCAAGGUGACUGGGGGAACCACCUCCCAAGAUGAUAAGGACAAGGACACUGUACGAAUCUCCUUCCCCCUCACCAUUCCCCAAACUAGGCCUUUCCCGAACCAAUAUCUAACAUCUCUCGGAAGCCUCAACCUCCCCCAAGCGGCCAGUACAACCAAACCGUCGGCUCUGCCAAACAAACCGUCGGCGCCGCUAUUGGCAACGACAACCUCCGCAAAGCUGGAGAGCGCCAAAAUGCAGAGGUGGGAAAACCAGGAAGUACGCCGGCAGGCGCAUGAAUGGGGCGAAGGUGCUGGGGAUCGUGUGACCGGCAAAGUGGGCGAGCUCCUCUCGGGUCCCGGGUUCGGAGGGAGUGACGAGGACAGAAUGAAGGCCGAGGAGGAGAGGAGAAAGUUUAAGCAGAUGCACGAGGAAGGAUAA
Molecule: messenger RNA, 504 nt
Organism: Paracoccidioides lutzii Pb01
Exons: 1
Coding region: 1-504 (167 amino acids)
Source: RefSeq, a predicted model, not a curated record